CGUUCACAGGCGACUACAUGUGACUAAUUUCUUACCGUUACCUUGGAGACGCGUCCAGGGCAACAGUCCGUGGUGUAUAUGGUACAUGUUUUAUGUGGUGACUGAGUGUGAUAUACGGAGGGAGGUCUGGUGUGUAAAUCAUGGCUGACACAGACAUUAUCCAUGUGUCGUCUGACCUUCACCCUGGGCACACUUUGGAACAAUUGAAAUUGAAAGACUCAGAUGACCUUCCAGAAGACAGCAAAUAUGAGAAGCCAAAAUUCACAGAAGAUGCAGAACAUGACCCGUCCUUCGCUUCUACCACUGUCCAGGAACAUUUAGAUUUGAAACCAAAUUUAAAGCAGAAGAUUGUCCUGAGUCGGGUGACCCCUGAGAUGUGGACGGCCGAGCUUGAUGCCGCCUUGGACCGAUUUGCAUCAGAUGUCACCCAGGAGACGCUGUCUGUGUAUUUUGACCCUCACACCGGUCUUCAUGUAGAGCCCAAUAUGCCGGCUCAGAACAUGGAGCAGUCAGUUUACUUCAUCAGAAAUCAACGAGUCCCUUUAACCCCAGAGAGCCUGGAGGAGAACCUGCAGUUUGGAUCUUUGCGGGGACCGUACCUUGUAACGCUGCUCAGACUCAUGAACGGCAUUUAUGCCCCCUACAUCUUCAGUGAUACCAGCUGGCCCGAGAGUAUCCGCAAUGACUUCUUGGCUCACGUCCACCGGUUCUUGGCAGCUCUAACAGAUACUAGGUAUAAGCUGCAGGGACACACCGUCCUUUACAUCCCCAUUGAAGCCAUGCACUUAAAGGCAGAGGAGGCCGUGAAUGACAAGGAGCUGGUUCAGAGGCUAGAGACCGCCAUGGUGCACUGGACCCGUCAGAUCAAGGAGGUUCUGAGCGCACAGGAAGCGGUGGAGAUCGGAGAGAACUCGGGACCUCUGGAGGAGAUAGAGUUCUGGAGGGACAGAUGUGCCGACCUGUCGGGUAUAGGCACGCAGCUGGACCAGCCGGGGGUCAAACACAUUGAGCUCAUCCUUCAGUUGGCAAAGUCAUCGUAUAUAGGACCCUUUCAGAAGCUGUCCAAGCAGAUCCAGGAGGGCUCCGUCCAGGCUCAGUCCAACCUAAGCUUCCUAUCUCUUCUAAAACAACCAUUCGAAGAAAUGAUGUCGCUGAAGAUUAAGGAGAUUCCUGACAAGCUUCCUCAUCUCCUCAACCUUGUCCGCAUCAUCUGGGUCAACUCGCCCUACUACAACACCCGAGAACGUCUUACAUCUCUUUUUCGCAAGAUAAGUAAUGAAUUCAUCCGACUGUGCAGCCGAGAAAUCACUUUAGAUCGGAUCUUUGAUGGAUACAUCACAUCCAGUCGCCAGGUGAUACAAGACUGUAUACAGUGCUGCACGGCGUGGAAGGAGCAGUAUAUGAGGGCAGCACAGAUCCACCACAGGUUUUCCAAUGUUGGAUGGGUUUUGGACCAAACAAGCAUAUUUGCUCAAGUGGAUGCCUUUGUACAACGCUGCAAAGACCUCUUGGAGGUGUGUCUAUGUCAGCAGCAGUUUGGACGCUGGGAGGAUGGAAAACAAACCCCCCUUCCUUGCUUUCCUGGGCAAUGCGGUCCCCAAAUCACACGCAACUUGCUGGAGAUUGAAGAAACGUUUCAUAAGAACUUAGCCGUUUUGAAGUCAGUGAAGAAGACCAUAUUAGAUGUGAAGAACACCUCUUGGCAUGAUGACUACAACAGGUUCAGAGCUGCUGUGAAGGACUUGGAGGUAAUGAUGCAGAAUCUCAUUACAACAGCCUUUGAGACAGUAUGUGGAGUGGAGCCGGGUGUGGAACUGCUGGACAUUUUUCACCAUUUGUCGGCACGAGAGGCCAUAAAGCGUACAUUUGAUAAGAAGACGGUGCAAGUCUAUGAGAUGUUCAAGAAUGAGAUUGAUCUGGUGAACAAGGAGCUUGGGAAGAAGGACCCCACAGUAGCCCCCCACAUGUGCCGCUACGCUGGCCAGGCUCACUGGGCACGGGCCUUAAAGAGGCGAAUUGACAGGUCUAUGGAGAGCCUGUCUAAUGCCCACUUCAUGCCCCGCACUGGAGUGGGAGAGGAGAGCAUUCAGGAGUACCAGCAGCUGGCACAGAAGCUCGAUGAGCUGGUGAGGAAAAUCUUCGCUGAAUGGUCUCAGUCGGCCGAUAAACAGGCGGCGAAGCGACUAGAUAUCCCGCUCAUGGUUCGCAGUCAGGAGAAGAUCGGCAUGUUGGAUGUCAACUUUGAUAAGAACCUGCUGAAAAUGUUUGUGGAGAUUCAUUACUGGGAGCGUCUUUCAUUUGAGGUACCGCACUACGUGGUGGACAUUUAUCAGAGGAAGGAGGACCUGAGGAACCUACGUGAGAAUGUCCUGCUGGUGGUGCGGGCAUAUAACAGGAUUAUAGCAGCUCUCUCCCCGGAGGAACGUGGACUGUUCAGAGAAAGAAUCCGCUUCUUGGAUAAAAAGAUCCAACCUGGGCUUACCAAGUUACAUUGGUCAUCCAAAGGAGCAUCAAACGCCUUCAUCAAUGACUGUCUGCUGCAUGCGAGCAAGAUACAACAAAUAGUGGACAAUUACAAAGCCUCCAACCUGAACAUUUCGCGCUGCGCCCAGAUGAUAAGUGAGACGCUGCUGCUUCACAUCGAUGGGAAACAAGUUUUCCGAGACUUGGAGUUUCAGGAGGUGCAGGAGGAGCACCGGAGGAUUGUCCAAGGUCGUCUCCAGAACCUCCAUGAUGACAUCUGCAGCCUUAUGAGGACCACCUAUGAGGUCUUCAGAUCAGAUGGCCCUGAGGUCCAACAACACUGGGUGAACUACACGGAGAAGAUGGAUCGUCUGAUUGAAGAGGCCUUCCGACUGAACAUCAAGUGGUCUCUUCAGGAACUGUCCAAGGCCAUUAACGGGGACAUGAAAACAACUCAGAUGCCCCUCUUCAGAGUCAUGGUCAUACUACAGAAUGACGUCCCGGGGUCCACAGCAGAGGUGGAGUUCUCUCCCACCCUCUUGCAGCUGGCUAACAUAGUCAAUAGCGUCAGCUCCGACAUCUUCACCACCGUGUCCAAGUUCAGGAGGCUCCCGGACAUGCUGACGAAGAAGAAAUCUCAGCGGGACGCCAUCCACGCCAUCCUAGAACGAGAUGAAGAAAUCAAGAAGAUCCAGGCUCAGAUCAGCGCAGGAAUGGCGGCCAACGCUUCUCUCCUCCAAACCUACUUGAAAACCUGGGAUUCCUUCCGAAUGAUCUGGGAGCCCCAAAAAGACACACUGAUCCGCCGAUACCAGAGACUUAACCCCAUGGUGUCUGCGUUUGAUGCUGACAUUGCACGAUACACCGAGCUCGCCAACAACGUCCAGAAGCAGGAGACUGUGCAGAACAUCCAGUUCGUCAUGCUGGACUGUAGUCAGCUGAAGUUCGCCUUGGUCCAACACUGCAACGAGUGGCAGAACAAGUUCACCGGUCUGCUGAGGCAUAUGGCUACCGAGAAGCUAAUGGAGCUUCAUGCCUACCUGAGCAAUAACGCUGAAAGUGUGGUGAAGCCUCCCCAGACUCUAGAGGAACUAUCCCAAAGUCUUACCCUGUACGAGACCCUUCAGAGUGACCUCUCCAAGACAGAAAGUCAGAUCAUGCCGAUUCAUGACCAGUUUGAAAUCCUUAAGAAGUAUGAGGUGGUUGUGGAUGAAUCUGUCCUCCAGAUGUUGGACUCCCUGAACAAGGGUUGGCUGUCCUUCCAGCAGAGCCUCAUAGAUGGCGAGGCCAUGCUGAAAAAGUCCAAAGAGAAAUUCAAAACGGGCCUCAUCCAUACCACCGAGGAGUUCAAGAAGAAGUCCCGAUCCCUUGUGGAGGACUUUGCCGACAGAGGUCCAUUCUCCAGUUCAGUGGGGUGCGAGCCAGCCCUGGAGCAGAUCACCAUGUUCCGGACUAUGAUGGACACCCUGAAGGAGGAGGAGAACACCAUCCGCUCUGGUCUGAGCAUGUUCAAAAUAGAGCAACCAAGCUCCAAGGAUCUCCAGGCUCUGGAGAAGGACCUGGAUUCUCUGCAGCUGGUGUGGGAAGCCACCAAAGAGUGGGAACAGAACUGGGGCGAGUGGAAGUGUGGCCGCUUUCUCACCCUGCAGACAGAGUUUAUGGAGAACACAGCACAAGGGCUGUACAGGAGGCUCAGCAAACUCAGCCGGGAACUGAAGGAUAAGAGCUGGGAGGUGGUGGAGACUGCCAGGAUCCGCAUCGACCAGUUCAAGAGAACUCUGCCCCUUAUUGUGGACCUGAGGAACCCAGCCCUGCGGGAGAGGCACUGGACACAAGUGAAGCAGGAGAUCCAGAGACCGUUCGACCAGGAGGACGAUGACUUCACACUGGAGAAAAUCGUGGAGCUGGGGAUGGACCAGUAUGGGGAGAAGAUCAGUGAAAUCUCCACCGCAGCCACCAAAGAGCUGUUCAUAGAGGAGGCUCUGGAGAACAUCACAAGAACCUGGGAGGAGACCCUGCUUGACAUUGUGCCCUACAAAGACAAGGGUCACCACCGGCUGAGGGGGACAGACGAGGUAUUCCAGGCAUUAGAAGACAACCAGGUCAGCUUAUCCACCAUGAAGGCGUCUCCGUUUGUGAAAGCUUUCGAGCACGACGUGGACAGGUGGGAGCGCUGUCUGUCUCAUAUCCUGGAGGUGAUCGAGACCAUCCUUACUGUGCAGAGGCAGUGGCUGUAUCUGGAGAACAUCUUUAUGGGUGAAGACAUCAGGAAGCAGCUGCCUCAGGAGUCAGCAGAGUUUGAUGAGGUUAAUAUCAGCUGGAAGACCAUCAUGGACCGACUGAACAAGGACAACAACGCCCUGCGAGGCACCCAUCACCCAGGCCUCCUAGAGAAGCUGGGGGAGAUGAGCCAGGUACUGGAGGGGAUUCAGAAGUCACUGGACAUGUACCUGGAGACCAAGCGCCACAUCUUUCCCCGCUUCUACUUCUUGUCUAAUGAUGACCUGCUGGAGAUCCUCGGCCAGUCCCGUAAUCCUGAGGCCGUCCAGCCACAUCUCAAGAAAUGCUUUGAUAACAUUAAGUCCAUCAAGAUCCAGAAGGUCGGGGUGAGCAGUAAAUCGGAGGCUGGAGGGAUGUUCUCUGCAGAGGGAGAGUAUGUGGAGUUUACCCAUCCUGUUCUAUUAGAGGGUCCCGUGGAGGCCUGGCUGUGUGACAUUGAAAGGACUAUGCGCUGGACCUUAAAGGACCUUCUCAGGAACUGCCGACUCGCACUGAAGAAAAUGUCCAGCAAGCGGGACAAGUGGGUGAAGGAGUGGGCAGGACAGGUCCUGAUCACCUCCAGUCAGAUCCAAUGGACCACAGAUGUAACCAAGUCCCUGGUGAUGGCCAAGGAGCGUUCAGACAAGAAGUAUCUCAAAGUCAUGAAGAAGAAGCAGAUCUCUAUGCUGAACAAAUACUCUGAUGCCAUUCGGGGAAACCUGACCAAGACUCUGCGUCUGAAGCUGGUGGCCCUAAUAACAGUGGAGGUCCACGCCAGAGACGUCAUUGAUAAGAUGCUGAAGAGCGGCUGUAUGGACAUCUCCUCCUUCGAGUGGUUGAGUCAGCUGCGUUUCUACUGGGAUAAGGACAUUGAUGACUGUCUCAUUAGACAGACUAACACUCACUUCCAGUAUGGAUAUGAAUAUCUGGGAAAUUCCGGUCGCCUGGUGAUAACUCCCCUCACUGACAGAUGCUACAUGACUCUCACCACCGCCCUGCACCUUCACCGAGGAGGAUCUCCCAAGGGCCCAGCUGGUACGGGGAAGACCGAGACAGUAAAGGAUUUGGGGAAGGCGCUGGGGAUGUAUGUGAUUGUGGUGAACUGCUCUGAAGGCCUGGACUAUAAAUCCAUGGGAAGGAUGUACUCUGGCCUGGCUCAGACUGGCGCUUGGGGCUGCUUUGAUGAGUUUAACCGCAUCAACAUAGAAGUCCUGUCGGUGGUUGCCCAGCAGAUCCUCUCCAUCCUCUCCGCUCUGUCCUCCAACCUUACCCGAUUUGUGUUUGAGGGAAGAGAGAUCAACUUAGUUUGGUCUUGUGGCAUCUUCAUCACCAUGAACCCAGGCUACGCUGGCCGCACCGAGCUCCCCGACAACCUCAAGUCCAUGUUCAGACCCAUUUCCAUGGUGGUUCCAGACUCCACACUGAUAGCAGAGAUUAUCCUGUUUGGAGAGGGGUUCAGUAACUGCAAGGUCCUGGCUAAGAAGGUCUACACUCUGUACUCUCUGGCGGUGCAGCAGCUUUCCAAGCAGGACCACUAUGACUUUGGGCUGAGAGCUCUGACAUCAUUGCUGCGGUACGCUGGACGGAAGCGAAGAGUUAGGCCAGACCUGUCUGACGAGGAGAUUCUGCUGAUGUCCAUGAAGGAUAUGAAUAUUGCCAAGCUGACCUCUGUUGACCUUCCUCUGUUCAAUGGGAUCAUGCAGGAUUUGUUUCCUGGUAUCGACACGCCACCUGUGGACUAUGGAAAGCUGCGGGAACAGAUUGAACAAGAACUUCGUCUCUCCGGCCUGCAAGUUACGCCUUUCGCGGUCACUAAAGUCAUCCAGCUGUACGAAACCAAGACCUCGCGUCACUCCUGCAUGAUUGUAGGGAGGACAUGCAGUGGAAAGACCACCACGUGGCGCUGCCUACAGGGGGCCUUAUCUGCACUUUACCGCAGCGGGGACACUAGCUACAACCUUGUUCGGGAUUUCCCCCUGAACCCUAAGGCAGUGUCUCUAGGGGAACUGUAUGGAGAAUACGACUUGGCGACCAAUGAGUGGACGGACGGCAUCCUCUCCAGCCUCAUGAGGACGGCAUGUGCAGAUGAAAAGCCAGAUGAGAAGUGGAUCGUGUUUGAUGGCCCUGUGGACACUCUGUGGAUCGAGAGCAUGAAUUCUGUGAUGGACGACAACAAGGUCCUGACUCUCAUUAAUGGGGAGAGGAUAGCCAUGCCUGAGCAGGUGUCGUUGUUGUUUGAAGUCGCUGAUCUUGCAGUUGCGUCUCCAGCUACAGUAUCACGAUGUGGUAUGGUCUACACGGACUACACCAGCCUCGGGUGGAAGCCGUAUGUCCAGUCCUGGCUGGGGAAGAGAGGAAAGGCAGAAGCGGAGUCACUGCAGCGGAUGUUUGACAAGUAUAUUGAGCGCAUUGUAGACUACAAAAGACUAAACUGCAAGGACCUCGUCCCUCAGGAAGAAACCAGCGGGGUCAUCUCUCUCUGCAAACUCUAUGACUCCAUUGCUACACCUGAAAAUGGGGUGAAUCCCGCCGACCCAGACAACUUCAGCCGAAUGGUGGAGCUCUGGUUCUUAUUCUGCAUGAUCUGGUCAGUCUGCGCUUCUGUGGAUGAAGAUGGAAGGAGGAAGAUCGACAACUAUCUGAGAGAGCUGGAAGGAAGUUUCCCUAACAAGGACACCGUGUAUGAAUAUUUUGUGGAUCCUAAAAGCAAGAACUGGCUGAAUUUUGAGGACCGGCUGCCCAAGGGUUGGAGAAUCCCAGCCAAUGCCCCAUUCUACAAGAUCAUGGUGCCAACAGUGGACACUGUACGUUACCAGUUCAUAGUAAAUGCUCUGGUCUCAAACCAAUGCCCGGUCCUGCUCGUCGGGCCGGUGGGUACAGGGAAGACCUCCAUCGCUCAAAGUGUCCUGCAGUCCUUAGAUGCCAACAAGUGGGCACUACUGACAGUGAACAUGUCAGCCCAGACCACAUCAAGUAACGUACAAAAUAUAAUCGAGAGUCGAGUGGAGAAGAGAACAAAGGGCGUCUACGUCCCUGCCGGGGGCAAGCAGCUCCUGACCUUCAUGGAUGAUCUCAAUAUGCCCGCUAAGGACUCAUUCGGGUCACAGCCGCCUCUCGAGCUUCUCCGGCUUUGGAUCGAUUAUGGUUUCUGGUACGAUCGUCAGAAUCAGAGCAUCAAAUAUGUGAAGGACAUGCUCCUAAUGGCCGCUAUGGGUCCUCCUGGUGGAGGUCGUACAGCUAUUUCUGGUCGCCUCCAGAGCAGAUUUAACCUGAUUAACAUGACCUUUCCUUCAGAAUCUCAGAUAAAACGCAUCUUUGGAACAAUGAUGAGCCAAAAGCUGCAAGAUUUUGAUGAGGAAGUAAAGCCGGUGGGAGAUGUCAUCACACAAGCGACUAUUGAAUUAUAUAAUGCAGUUACCCAAAGAUUUCUUCCCACCCCGGCCAAGAUACACUACCUGUUCAACCUCCGAGACAUCUCUAAGGUUUUCCAAGGAAUGCUCCGAGCCCACCGCGACCUCCAUGACACCAAGCAGAGCAUCACCAAACUCUGGCUCCAUGAGUGCUUCAGAGUCUUUUCGGAUCGACUAGUGGACACCUUAGAUACUGAAGCGUUUCUAGGGAUCGCGAGUGAAAAGUUGGGCUCUCUGUUUGACCUCACUUACCACAACCUGUGCCCCAGCAAACAGCCACCUGUGUUUGGUGAUUUUAUGCGGGAGCCUCCGGUGUACGAGGACAUCACAGACUUCAAUGUCCUAAAGACGUUUAUGAUGAAUCAGCUACAGGAGCAGAGUCAGCAGCCCGGAGCCACCGCCAAGAAGCUGGUCCUGUUUACAGAUGCCAUUCAGCACGUGACCCGCAUUGUACGUGUCAUUGGCCAGCCACGGGGAAAUAUGUUACUGAUCGGCAUUGGGGGCAGUGGACGGCAAAGUCUGGCUCGUCUAGCAGCCUACAUUUGUGAAUACAAGGUUUUCCAGCUAGAGGUGACCCGAGGCUACCGUAAGCAGGAGUUCAGAGAAGACCUUAAAAAACUGUACCGCCUGGCGGGUGUAGACGGUCGACCCACCGUCUUCCUCCUCACGGACACACAGAUCACUGAUGAAUCGUUCCUGGAGGACGUGAACAACGUGCUGAGUUCUGGGGAGGUCCCUAACCUCUACAAAGCGGAUGAGUUUGAAGAGAUCAAGACCAUCUUACAAGAAAAAGCCAAGGCAGAAAAUAUUCCAGACAAUCCAGAGAGUCUCUUCAAUUUCCUGAUCGAGAGAGUGCGCAACAACCUGCAUAUCGUCCUGUGUAUGAGCCCCGUGGGUGACCCCUUUAGGAAUCGCAUCCGUCAGUACCCGGCUCUUGUUAACUGCACGACCAUUGACUGGUUCUCUGAGUGGCCACUAGAGGCACUGCUUGAGGUGGCGGAGAGAUAUUUGGAAGGAGUGGAAUUAGGGAGCAUGGAAGGGGUUAAUGGGAAGGUGGCACGAAUCUUUGUCACAAUGCAUCGCUCAGUAGGGGAUUAUUCUCGCAAGAUGAAGCUAGAACUGAAAAGACAAAAUUAUAUCACUCCGACCAGCUACCUGGAGGUAGUCUCCCGAUACAAGAGUCUCCUGAACGAAAAGCGCACAGAGUUGGGUGAAAAAGCCUCCAAGUUGAGAAAUGGGCUUUUUAAGAUCGACGAGACCCGGGAGAAGGUAGAGAAGAUGUCCGAGCAGCUUGCGAUUGCCAGAAGCAAAGUGGCCGAGUUUCAGAAACAGUGUGAGGAGUAUUUGGUCAUCAUUGUCCAGCAGAGGAGAGAGGCUGACGAGCAGCAGAAGACUGUCACUGCUCAUAGUGAGAAGAUUGCAGCAGAGGAGAUAAAGUGUAAAGCUUUGGCAGACAAUGCCCAGAAGGACCUAGAGGAGGCUCUUCCUGCACUGGAGGAAGCCAUGAGGGCACUGGAAACUUUGAACAAGAAAGAUUUGACGGAGAUCAAAGCCUAUGGCCGUCCUCCAGCUUUGGUGGAGACUGUAAUGCAAGCUGUCAUGAUCCUGCGAGGCAAUGAACCUACAUGGGCAGAGGCGAAGAGGCAGCUGGGAGAACAAAACUUUAUCAAAACACUCAUUAACUUUGACAAGGACAACAUCUCCGAGCGGGUUUUGAAGAAGAUCGGACAAUACUGUGUCCUGCCAGAUUUCCAUCCGGACAUUGUUGGCCGAGUAUCUCUAGCUGCCAAGUCUCUAUGCAUGUGGGUGCGAGCGAUGGAGAUGUAUGGACGGAUUUUCCGUGUGGUGGAGCCAAAGCGUGCACGCAUGAAUGCUGCAUUGUCUCAACUGGCAGAGAAACAGGCAUCACUGGCCGAAGCCCAGAAUAAAUUGAGAGAGGUUGGAGAACGUCUUGAGCAGCUGAAGAUGCAGUACGACGAGAAACUGGCUCAGAAGGAGCAGCUCCGAGCAGAGGCUGAACUCAUGGAGGUGAAGCUGCAGAGAGCAGGGACCCUGGUGACAGGACUGGCAGGAGAGAAGACUCGCUGGGAGCAGACCGUCACGGGCCUGGAACAAGACCUAGGCUUCCUAGUCGGUGACUGUCUCCUGGCCUCGGCCUUCUUGUCAUACAUGGGUCCUUUUCUGUCCAGCUACCGGGAGGAAAUACUUUCCAUUUGGAGUAAAGAGGUACGAGAGAUGUUGGUUCCAUGCUCCCCGAACUUUUCCUUGACCUCCUUCCUAUCCAGCCCUACCAUGGUGCGAGAGUGGAACCUGCAGGGACUGCCCUCCGACAGCUUCUCCAGUGACAACGGCGUUAUCGUCACACGAGGGAACAGGUGGCCACUGAUGGUCGAUCCCCAAGGACAAGCCACCAAAUGGAUAAAGAGCAUGGAGUCUACCAAUCAGCUUAAAGUGAUUGAUCUCCAGAUGUUGGACUACAUGCGCAUACUAGAACAAGCGGUGCAGUUUGGGAUGCCAGUUCUUCUGCAGAACGUCCAGGAGGAUCUAGACCCAUCUUUGUCCCCCAUCUUAAACAAGUCUGUCACCAAAGUAGGAGGGAAACUUCAGAUUCGUCUUGGUGAUAAGGAUGUCAUCUACAACCCUGAAUUCCGAUUCUACAUCACAACCAAACUUUCUAAUCCUCACUACACUCCGGAGAUCAGCUCCCAGACCACCAUCGUCAACUUUGCAGUGAAAGAGCAGGGGCUAGAAGCUCAGCUAUUGGGCAGCGUGGUGAGGAAGGAGCGGCCGGAACUCGAAGAGCAGAAACAAUCUUUGGUCUUGAACAUCGCAGCUGGGAAACGUAAACUUCAGGAGCUGGAAGAUGAGAUUCUAAGGCUCCUGAACGAAGCAACGGGGUCUCUUUUGGAUGACGUGCAGCUAGUGAACACUUUGCAGACAUCAAAAGUGACGGCCACAGAAGUGAGUGAGCAGCUGGAGAGCAGUGAAGAGACUGAAGAGAAGAUUGAUUUGGCUAGAGAGGCCUACCGCCCCUGUGCCCAACGAGCUUCACUCCUCUUCUUUGUCUUGAAUGAUCUUGGACGUAUUGACCCCAUGUAUCAAUUUUCCUUGGAUUCCUAUAUGGACCUCUUUCAUCUAAGUAUUGACAAGAGCAAGCGCAGUGCCAACCUGGAGGAGCGGAUCACCAACCUCAAUGAAUAUCACACAUAUGCGGUCUACAGAUACACCUGCCGCGCCCUUUUUGAGAGGCAUAAGCUUCUCUUCAGUUUCCAGAUGUGCGCCAAGAUCCUAGAAGUUGCUGGAAAGCUCAACAUGGACGAAUAUAACUUCUUUCUGCGUGGGGGAGUGGUCCUGGACCGAGAAGAGCAGAUGGAUAAUCCCUGCCCUGGGUGGCUUUCUGAUGCCAACUGGGAUAACAUAACAGAGCUAGACAAGCUGGCUAACUUUCAUGGCAUUAUGAACUCAUUUGAGCAAUAUCCACGAGACUGGAACCAGUGGUUUACCAGCACUGAACCUGAGAGCGCCUGUCUGCCAGGUGAAUGGGAGAAUGCUUGCAGCGAGGUGCAGAGGAUGCUAAUAGUCCGAUCACUGCGUCAAGACCGAGUGGCAUUCUGCGUUACGGCCUUCAUCAUCAACAAUCUGGGGUCAAAGUUCACCGAACCUCCUGUGCUGGAUAUGCGAGCAGUGGUUGAGGACUCUCUUCCCCGCUCUCCCCUGGUGUUUGUCCUCUCCCCAGGGGUGGAUCCCACUGGCGCCCUCCUCCAGCUGGCAGAGCAGUGUGGGAUGUCCCAGCGUUUCCAGGCGCUCUCUCUAGGACAGGGUCAGGCUCCUAUUGCCACUCGCAUGAUCAAGGAAGGCGUCAAGGAGGGGCACUGGGUGUUCUUAGCCAAUUGUCACCUGUCACUCUCAUGGAUGCCACAGCUGGAUAAGUUGGUGGAGCAGCUGCAGGUGGAGGACCCACACCCUGACUUCAGACUCUGGCUGAGCUCCAGCCCCCAUCCGGACUUCCCCAUCUCCAUACUUCAAGCCAGCAUUAAGAUGACCACUGAGCCUCCCAAGGGUCUGCGUGCCAAUAUGAAGCGCCUGUACCAGCUGAUUACCGAGCCUCAGUUUUCCCGCUGCAGCAAGACAUCCAGCUACCGCCGCCUGCUCUUCUCUCUCUGCUUUUUCCACAGUGUCCUCCUUGAGCGCAGAAAAUUUCUCCAGCUCGGCUGGAAUAUCGUGUAUGGCUUCAACGACUCCGACUUUGAGGUAUCGGAGAAUCUGCUCAGUUUAUAUCUAGAUGAAUAUGAGGAGACACCAUGGGAGGCCCUGAAGUAUCUGAUUGCCGGUGUCAAUUAUGGUGGCCACGUGACUGAUGAUUGGGAUCGACGCCUACUAGGAACCUACAUUAAUGAUUACUUCUGUGAACCUGCACUCACUACUGCAUUCUACAAGCUCUCCGUAUUGGACACUUAUUACAUCCCUCGAGAUGGGCCGCUAGCAUCCUACAAGGAGUUCAUUGGCUUGCUACCCACUGUGGAUCAUCCCGAGGCCUUCGGACAGCACCCCAAUGCAGAUAUUGCCAGUCAGAUUACUGAGGCACGGACGCUAUUUGACACACUGCUCUCUCUACAGCCCCAAGUCACUCAAAGUGUGUCAGGAGGACAAUCCCGAGAAGACAAGGUCUUGGAGUUAUUGAACGAUGUUCGGCAGAAAAUCCCUCAAGAAAUAGAUUACGAGGGAACAAGGAAAAUGCUUAGUGACGAUCCAAACCCCCUUAAUGUCGUCUUGUUACAAGAGAUACAGAGAUACAAUGCGUUGCUGAGCACAAUCAGAUCUUCUCUACUAGAUUUAGAGCUUGGUAUUCAAGGUUUAGUGGUGAUGUCCACUGAGCUGGAGGAGAUCUUCACAUGCAUAUAUGAUGCACGUGUACCCCCCCUGUGGGAGAAGGCUUAUCCAUCACUAAAACCACUGGCAGCCUGGACCCGGGAUCUGGCAUCACGUGUGGAGAUGUUUGCACGUUGGGCGGAGACGGCACAUCCACCGGUCCUAUAUUGGCUUUCAGCCUUCACAUUCCCAACUGGAUUCUUGACCGCUGUACUCCAGAGUGCCGCCCGACAAAAUAAUGUGUCAGUCGAUUCUCUGUCCUGGGAAUUCAUUGUCUCAACCGUAGAUGAUAAUAAUCUGGUGUAUCCUCCAAAGGAUGGGGUUUGGAUUCGUGGCUUAUACCUGGAGGGUGCUGGCUGGGAUAAGAAGAACUCCUGUCUAAUGGAAGCAGAACCAAUGCAGCUUGUGUGUCCUCUUCCAACUGUGCACUUUAGACCUACAGAGAGCAAGAAGAAGAGCAGCAAAGGACUGUAUUCUUGUCCCUGUUAUUUUUACCCAGUCCGGUCUGGGUCUACUGGUCGGGCCUCCUUUGUGAUCGGUGUGGAUCUUAAAACAGGUUCAUCACCUCCGGAGCACUGGAUCAAGAGAGGAACCGCUUUGCUCAUGAGUUUGGACAGUUAGAGAAGCAGAUCUUUAUACCUCUCGUCCCAUGUCUGUUCUGCAGAUGGAUUUGCUUCUUCGUCAUGGCAUGUAUAGUCCAUACUUGUAUUUAUUUCUGUAAAUGGCCUUUGCAGCACAUUAAAGUUCUUUAACUUUUCAGAGUAUGAUGUUGUUAUUCUCUGG
Messenger RNA from Hyla sarda, 13784 nucleotides. It is a transcript of the gene DNAH2, whose product is annotated as dynein axonemal heavy chain 2. The record is from RefSeq and is a predicted model, not a curated record. Gene Ontology annotation, cellular component: dynein complex. NCBI's taxonomy places the organism in Eukaryota, Metazoa, Chordata, Amphibia, Anura, Hylidae. Gene Ontology annotation, biological process: microtubule-based movement. The transcript has 88 exons. Gene Ontology annotation, molecular function: dynein light intermediate chain binding; ATP binding; minus-end-directed microtubule motor activity. The coding region runs from base 141 to 13622 and encodes 4493 amino acids.